AUGGAGGAGUGGAAGCUGACGGUGCUGCUCUUCCUCUCCAGCCUGAGCCUCUGGGGCCUCUGCACACUCGUGCUGCCCUGCACCCCCAGCCUGGUGACCAUCCUGGGUCUGGGCAUCUUCAUGACCUGGUGGCCCAACAUCAAGGCCAAGGUCAAGGGGACCUUUGCGGGGAAGAGACGUCGCAGCAGCAGGAGGAAGGACCCGAUAGGAUCAUCCGUCCCCUGGGAAGGCGUGGAGAGCUCUGCCGAGAGCCUGAAGGCAAGCCCCUGGCCUGGGCUGGCCCCGUGUUCCCGAGACCCCAGCUUCGCCCCCAGCAUCCCAGAGCUGGCAGGGCUGGCUGCGGGCAGCUGGGAGAUCGCCCAGGAGAAGGCAGAGAGAGGGAGCCGGCCCGGCCCCGGCCCCCAGGAGCGAAUCGCCGCCCGCCGCCGCCGCCUCGCCGCCCGCCUCGAUGCCAAGCGCCGGGAGGCUCUUGGAGAAGAUGUGGAGCUGAAGGUGGCUCAGGUGGAGGAAGAGCAGAGAAGGAGCCACAAGCAGAUUGAGGAGAGCAGGCAGAGGCUGGCCAAGCUGCUUUUUGAUGGCACGCAGAUGGUGACAAAUAUCCAAGUGGCUGCUGACUUGAGAGAAAUGCAAAGGAGGGCAGAGGAGGCAGAGCUGAAGCUACAGAGGGUGGAGAAGCUGGAGAAUGAAGCCAAGUCUAGCACAUACAAGUUUGAGGAGAUCACCUCCAAGUGGGCCUUGGCCAAGGAGAUGACGAUCCCACAGGAGCUGUGGCAGCUGCUGAACCAACAGCAGCAGCAGUGCGCGCUGCUUCUGGAGGAGAAGAACAAGCUCAUCAGUGAACUGCAGCAGGAGCUGAAAAACAAAGAUGAACAAUACGUGUGGGCCAUUAAGAAGCAGUCAGAUGAUAUUCACUUGCUUUUGGAGAGAAUGGAGGAACAGAUCAGGCUCAUGCUGAAAAAUUACCGUCAUGAACUCCUGCAGAUUGAGAAGGCUUUUGAGCUUGAACGGCGAGAGCUGCUGGACAACAACAGGAGGAAAUGGGAGGAAGCCAUCCAGGCCCACAAUGCGCAGGAGCUGGAAUACCUGCAUGCCCGUAUGAGGAAGGUGGAAGAGUUUGAGAAACAGCUGAAUCAGCUGCGGGUGCAGGAUGAGGAGGAGUAUAACAGCAUGAAGAUCCAGCUGGAGAAUGAUGUGCAGAACCUGGAGAGGCAGCUCCAGCAGAUGAAAGCUGUCUAUCAGCUGAACCAGGAGAAGCUGGAGUACAACCUUCAGGUGCUUAGGAAACAGGAUGAGGAGAACACCAUCAUCAGAUCCCAGCAGAAAAGGAAGCUCAACCGGCUCCACAGCUUGCUCAAUAACCUGAGAACAAAACUGGCUAACCAAGAGAAGCAGUUCAGAGAGGAGAACCACAGCCUGGCAGCCGACUGCGAGCGCAUCACGGGGCAGUGCAAGGAGGUGCAGAGGAGGAUGAGGCACUUUGCUAUCAGUGAUGCUGAGAAAUUCACGGAGGUCUGGCUUAUGAAUGAGGAGGAAGCCAAAGGGCUGAUGCGGAAAGCCCUCGAUGCAGACCGUGUCAUUCACACUCAGCAACUGGGACUGCCCUGGGAAGAGCCUCGUUACUGGUUCCUGAAUAACACUGGCCCCCUUGGGCAUUACAAAGUGAAGAGGAUGGCGACCAAGCUGGCUGCAGAAGUCCUGACAGAGAGCAGCUCUGGGGGACAGGAGGAGGAAGGGAGAGAGAAGGAGAAGGAAGAAGUGGGCAGUGGAGAAGGAGGAAAAGAAAACACAGUGAAGGUUGAGGGUAGAGUCACACCCCUGCGAAAUAUCUCCAAGAAGACUGCCAAGAGGAUUCUGGAGCUCAUCAGUGACGAGUCGGGUUUCCUCAUUGAGAGCAAGCUGCUGAGGUCCCUGCAGGCACUGGGGAGGCACGAGCGUACCCUCAUGAAGCUCGACUCCAUCUUUGCGGCCCUCGAGAUUGACAGUGAGGAUGACCUGUACCAGCUGGUGGAUUUUUUCUUGAAGUACAAAGCCCAGGAGAUGGCUGUCAGCCAGAGCCAGGGCAGCCCAGGUGCAGAAGAUGUCACGGAUCUAGCUGAGGACAGAGAGGACGGUGGAUCCGGUGCCCAGAGGAACAAGCUCAAAUCCCCUCGGAGCUUGCUGGGCUCCCUUCCAUCUGUGUACUUCCACGCUGAUGAUGUCCUAAAGAUCCUGAAAGCGUUUGUGCGGGGUUUUGACAAGCUGAGGGAGAAGGACAGAUCAGCAAAGGAGGUGCUACAGGUACGGGACAGCUCCAAGGACGAGGAGUACUGGAAAGCCCUGGCACACGUUAUCCCCAAGCCGACGUUGAAGCUGUGGGAUGCGCUGGCAGUGGCACUGGAGGAAUAUUACGAGAUCCUCAUGCAGAGAGCCAGCUUGCUCGCCGAAGUGGACCUCCUGCAGCAGCAGAACUCGGAGCUGUGCCUGCUGCUGGAGGAGUACAUCAGCUCCGGGGUGAACAGCAAGCUGCUCUUCCCUCCCACGAAGUGGAUGGACCUGAACCUGUCCUGCCCUGGGGAAGCACACGCCAUGGAGAAGAGAGCCAGCCCCUCGGCCAGCAGCUCGGUGGCCUUGGCCUCGUCCUCCACGGCCACCUUCAAGGAAGAAUUGCUGUGCCCCAUCUGCUACGAGCCUUUCCGGGAAGCCGUGACGCUUUGCUGCGGCCACAACUUCUGCAAGAGCUGCGUGAGCCGUUCUUGGGAGCACCGGCAUCACGUCUGUCCCGUCUGCAAAGAGGCCUCCUCGUUCGACGACCUCCACAUCAACCACACGCUCAACAACCUGGUGGAGAUGAUCCUCAAGGAGGAAGGACAGCGGCGGGGCCGGGCGGCCACCCUCUGUCCCCUGCAUCACGAAGAAGCCAAACUCUUCUGCCUGGAGGAUAAGGAGCUGGCGUGCUUCGCCUGCCAAAGCUCCAAGCAGCACGAAGGGCACAAGAUGCGGCCGGUGCAGGAGACGGCAGUGGAUUUCAGGGCCAAGCUGAAGAACAUGGAGACCUCCUUGCGGGAAAAGGCGAAGGAUUUUGGGGCCGUGCAUCGCUCCUACGAGUCCAUCUCCAAACACAACCAGGUGGAAGCGGUGCGGCUGGAGGAGCAGAUCAGGAGGGAGUUUGAGAAGCUGCACGAGUUCCUGCGGGGCGAGGAGAAGGCGCUGCUGGCCCAGGUGCAGCAGGAGACGCAGCGCAAGCAUGGCCUCAUCGAGGGCAAGAUGAAGCAGCUGGCAGAGGAAAGCCGGGCCCUGCUCAACGAAGCCCGCCAGCUCCAGGCGGACCUCAAGGAGGAUGACUACACCUUCCUCAUGACCCACAAGAACCGCAAGCGCAGGAUCGCCUGCACGGCUGAGGAGCCGGAGGCCGUGCCUUCGGGGAUGGUCCUCGAUGUCGCCAAGUACCUGGGCUCGCUGCAGUACAACGUGUGGAAGAAGAUGCUGGACAUCAUCACCGCAGUCCCCUUCAGCUUUGACCCCAACUCCGCGGCGGGCUGGCUCUCCGUGUCUGAGGACCUCACCAGCGUCACCAACGGGGGCUACAAGCUGCUGGUGGAGAAUCCCGAGCGCUUCACCUCGGCCCCCUGCAUCCUGGGCUCCUGCGGUUUCUCCACCGGCUUCCACACCUGGGAGGUGGACCUGGGCGGCAUCACGAACUGGCGGGUGGGGGUGGCCCGGCCGCGCAGUGGCAUCCACUGGACCUUCCACCACGAUGCUCGCUCUGGCUUCUGGUACAUCUACCGCCUGCCCGGGAAGGAUGGCGAGACAUGCCGAGCAUCCAACACGGCGCGUUCGGAGGCGGCGCUGGGCGACCUGAGACGGAUCCGGGUGGAGCUGGACUGCGACGAAGGGGAGCUCUCCUUCUACGACGCCAACCGCAAGACCCACAUCUACACCUUCCACGAGAAAUUCGGAGGCACUGUCUACCCCUACUUCUACGUGGGGGGUACGCCGGUGGGUGCGCUGCCUGAGGCGCUCCGCAUCUGUCCCCUCCGUGUCCGUGUCCACGAGGAUGUCCCUGUCUAG
Haliaeetus leucocephalus (bald eagle) is the source of this 4047-nucleotide messenger RNA. RefSeq names its product tripartite motif containing 35 (gene TRIM35). Lineage: Eukaryota; Metazoa; Chordata; Aves; Accipitriformes; Accipitridae. Gene Ontology annotation, cellular component: axonemal dynein complex; axoneme. The transcript has 27 exons. The record is from RefSeq and is a predicted model, not a curated record. The coding region runs from base 1 to 4047 and encodes 1348 amino acids. Gene Ontology annotation, biological process: axonemal dynein complex assembly; regulation of cilium movement; cilium-dependent cell motility. Gene Ontology annotation, molecular function: zinc ion binding; protein binding.